AUGGUUGCGUCUAUGCAACGGAAGAAGAAGAGGUCCUCAAAGGCAAAAAUAAGAGGAAGAAGACGACGACAAAACGGAGAAGACUUUUUUGUCGCACCGGAGAUCCCUUUGGAUCUGCUGAUCGAGAUUCUGAUUAGAUUGCCUGCUAAAUCGCUGUUGAGGUUCAAGUGCGUUUCGAUGCUCUGGUCUUCUCUUAUCCGUUCUCGAUAUUUUAGCAAUCGUUAUGAUCUUACGGUUGCUUCUCCACUCCGACCACCUAAUUUAUACAUGAGUUUGGUGGUACACCUCGUGUGUAAUUCAAUGGAGGUUUGCCACAACCCCCGUGAGACUUUACUGCUGUCAUUGUCUAGUAGUAGUGCUGAGUCUUUCGACCAAGAUUUGACAAUUCCAGGGAUGGGAGGACGCAACAUGGUGGUUCUUCGUGGCUUGAUUCUACACAAUGUUUGCAGAAAGGCGUGUAUCUACAAUCCAACCACCAGACAGAGUGUAACCUUACCCGCCGUCAAAUCCAACGUCUUUGCUCAAGAAUCCUACCGUAAGACUGUCUUCUACUUUUUGGGACAUGAUCCUGUUCUUGAUCAGUACAAAGUAGUUUGCACUGUUGUAUUAUCCUCAAAAAGAUUUAAGAGGAUAACCUCUGAGCAUUGGGUCUUUGUCGUAGAGCCCGGGGGUUCCUGGAAAAGAAUUGAGUUUGGUCAACCUCAUCUUCCUACAAGACUAGGACUGUGCAUCAACGGAGUUGUAUAUUAUAUGGCUUAUACAUCCCUCGCCAAUAAUAUUGUUGUUAGUUUUGACGUCAUGUCUGAAGAGUUCAAUAUGAUCCAAGCACCUCCGGAGGUGUCUUCAUAUGGUAAGUUUGUAGGAUUUAUAGAGUAUGGUGGAAAACCAGCUGUUUUUGAUUAUACCAAUAUGAGACAAACAAAUUUGGUGGACUUAUGGGUCUUGGAAGUUGGUGGAGAAUGGUCGAGAACAUCUCUGUUUUUGAAGCCUUGUCAGUUGCAUUUAGUCGAUAACGACAUUGAUUUGUCGGUAGAAGGUACAACUCAAGACGGCGAGGUAAUCUUGGCACCAAUACCAUUGAUUUCCCCUUAUUACAUUAUUUUUUAUGAUCUACAAAAGAAUGAUAUGAGCAAGGUUUGGAUUAGAGGAAUACCGGAGCACUGGUUUAGUAAGAAUGAUAGCAACUUACGUUUCUUUUUCAAGCUUAUGGAUAAGAGUGGUGAAAGCAUACUGCACUUGGAAACUUGA
Capsella rubella is the source of this 1248-nucleotide messenger RNA. RefSeq names its product putative F-box protein At5g62660. NCBI's taxonomy places the organism in Eukaryota, Viridiplantae, Streptophyta, Magnoliopsida, Brassicales, Brassicaceae. Gene Ontology annotation, molecular function: protein binding. The coding region runs from base 1 to 1248 and encodes 415 amino acids. The transcript is spliced from 2 exons. The record is from RefSeq and is a predicted model, not a curated record.